Molecule: messenger RNA, 699 nt
Organism: Botrytis porri
Lineage: Eukaryota; Fungi; Ascomycota; Leotiomycetes; Helotiales; Sclerotiniaceae
Exons: 3
Coding region: 1-699 (232 amino acids)
Molecular function (GO): FAD binding
Source: RefSeq, a predicted model, not a curated record
AUGCCAUCAUUACUCGAUAUUGGUAAACUAACUGUGAGAUGGGCGUCGAAAUACUCCAUACCUUUCGUAACCAAAAGCGGAGGUCACAGUGCAUGGUCUACUAUUGAAAGUAACGGCAUUAUCAUUGACUUGAGUUUAUACAAGGGUAUAGAGGUGUACACAGAGUCUGGAAGAGCAAUCAUUAAAGGGAGUACUCUCUCUAAAGAAGUAGCAGUAACUCUUGCGGAAGCUGGGUUCUUCACUGCUUCGGGAAACGGUGACACAGUGGGUGCUAUCCCAUACUUUCUUGGUGGUGGUUGUUUCAUUACUUCAUCUAUUACUGGUCCUGGAUCAGAUCAAAUUAUCUCGGCUCGUGUCAUAACAGCAAAGGGAAAAUUGAUCAAUGUCAUUGACGACACAUAUCCGGAUCUACUUUACGCCAUACGCGGAGUUGGACAACAUCUCGGUAUCGUAACGCAGCUCGUCAUCAAGAUUCAUCUUUUGAAGAAUCUUGGAAACGAUGACGGUGCUACUUGGGUUGGAAGUUUUGUCUUCCCACUUGAUCGUGCAUGUGAAGUGACUUCUGUCAUGAAAAAUUUAAUGAACAAUGACCAAUAUGCAAUGGCUGGUCUCAUGAUGAUCAUGGCUCCACCCCGGCAAGAGUUCCAUGUUUGGUUGUUGCGGCUCGUUACACUAGGAAUCCCGACGAUGCGGCAUUAG